ACUGAAUGCUAAAAACAGCCGUCUUCCGUCUCUGUCUCCGGCACUGUCCAACAAGUUAGCUUUGAUAAAAGUCUCGGCUCUUCUCUCGCAGCUUUCAAUCUUCUCAGAGUUUAGGGUUUAUCAGAAUUUUUCCUUGAAGCCCAAAAAACAGUUACCCUAAUUGAGCUCUGUAUACAAUGGAAUACGAAGAAGCUCAGGUGGAUCAAAACUUCCCCUUAUUCUCCCGGAAAACUAAACCAACCACCAGAAAAUCCCUUCCUGCUCCAACCUCCAUUGACGAAAACCCCAAGAAGCUUGACAAGGAGACCAACUCUAGUCCCACCCCUAGUCACAUCACCUUCUCCGACUUAGGCCUCGCCGGGUGGGCUGUCCAGACCUGUAAUGAACUGGGUAUGAAGAAGCCCACGCCGGUGCAACACCACUGCAUUCCCAGAAUACUCUCCGGACAGGAUGUGUUGGGCUUAGCUCAGACCGGUAGCGGAAAAACAGCAGCAUUUGCAUUGCCCAUUCUUCACCGUCUAGCUGAAGAUCCAUAUGGAGUGUCCUGUCUUGUGGUUACUCCGACACGGGAGCUUGCUUUUCAACUUGCCGAGCAGUUUAGGGCUCUGGGAUCCUGCUUGAAUUUGCGGUGUGCCGUGAUUGUGGGAGGAAUGGAUAUGAUAAACCAGACCAAGACUCUGAUGCAAAGACCCCAUGUGGUGAUAGCAACUCCCGGAAGGAUUAAGGUUCUCAUUGAACAGAAUCCUGAUAUUCCCCCAAUUUUCUCCAGAACUAAGUUCCUCGUCUUGGAUGAAGCAGAUAGAGUUCUAGAUGUAGGGUUUGAAGGGGAGUUAAGAGCAAUCUUUCAGUGCUUGCCGAAGAGUCGACAAACUCUUCUGUUUUCUGCAACAAUGACUAGCAACCUACAGACGCUACUUGAGCUCUCUGCAAACAAGGCAUAUUUCUAUGAAGCAUACGAGGGAUUCAAGACUGUAGAAUCACUUAAGCAGCAGUACAUUUUUAUUCCCAAAAACGUGAAGGAUGUCUAUCUGCAAUACAUUUUAUCCAAAAUCAAAGAUAUAGGUGUUCGCUCUGCAAUCAUUUUUGUUUCCACCUGCAGGAGCUGUCAACUUUUGGGUUUGUUGUUGGAAGAACUCGAAAUUGAUGCUGCCGCAUUGCAUUCAUACAAGUCCCAGUCACUGAGGCUUUCUGCACUUCAUAAAUUCAAAUCUGGGCAGGUCCCAAUAUUGGUUGCUACUGAUGUUGCGAGUCGUGGUUUAGACAUUCCAACCGUUGAUCUGGUGGUAAAUUAUGACAUUCCAAGGUAUCCACAGGAUUAUGUUCAUCGUGUUGGACGUACUGCAAGAGCUGGACGAGGUGGACUUGCUGUCAGCUUUGUUACUCAGAAUGAUGUGGAUCUCAUUCAUGAAAUAGAAGCCGUGCUUGGGAAACAAUUGGAGAAAUUUGAUUGUAAAGAGAAUGAGGUGCUAGAUGAUAUCUCAAAGGUUUACAAGGCAAAGCGUGUUGCAUCAAUGAAGAUGAUGGAUGAUGGGUUUGAGGAGAAAGCAGAAAGUCGUAAAGCUCAGAAACAGAAAAUGCAAAACGAGAGAAAGGGAAGGAACAAAAAGCAGAAAAGAGAGAGGGUAGCAGAAGUUUGAGAUGUGCUAUAAUUGUGAAUAGUGGGAGAGUUUUAAUUUUGCACAAGCGGCUGCAAAAGGAGUUUUUGAGUUUUUUCUCCACUCAUCAGCCAAAAAGGAUAGAAUUUCUACCUUCAAGUGAGGACCGUGGAAUGUGGACCUCUCUUUUGGGAAUGAAUCUGGUCGACUCUUGUAAUGUUCCUAGUUGAUACUUGCGAAUCUUUGACUAUUUGGAAAUCUCCUCAUGAAUUUUGAAAUUUUAGACAAAUUGUAGAUGACCUGGAGCCUGGAGGUGCUCGCAAACCGAAGUCCAACAUUUCUGUGAUAGUUUGUAAAUAGAAAAUGUAAGCAAUUUUGAGUAUG
Messenger RNA from Solanum dulcamara, 1979 nucleotides. Its product is annotated as DEAD-box ATP-dependent RNA helicase 36. Bases 177 to 1637 code for a protein of 486 amino acids. The transcript is spliced from 6 exons. NCBI's taxonomy places the organism in Eukaryota, Viridiplantae, Streptophyta, Magnoliopsida, Solanales, Solanaceae. Gene Ontology annotation, molecular function: nucleic acid binding; RNA helicase activity; ATP binding. The record is from RefSeq and is a predicted model, not a curated record.